AUGCUCCUGCUCGCGGUAGCAUCCAGCAGGGCGUUCUUCCUCGCCGAGGCGGGGUACGAAGCCGUCGACGUCCACCUGAUUUGCAACCUGUGCACCCGGCCGCACGGGGAGCUGUUCGAUGCGCUCCACCGCACCUUGAGCGACAACCCGCCGAUCCUGGAGUUCGAGGGCCACAGGUACCUGUCCAUCAAGGACGCCGAGGACGGGACCCCGCCGGGGAGAACCAUAAAGCUCCACCUCGCCGGCUGCUCCGACGAGGACCGCGUCACGCUGGCGCUCUCGAACGCCGACGCCGGCGUGAUGGCCUUUGCCGACGGCGCCGGGCUCUGGCACGCGUUCCCCGGUUUCGAGCCGCUCUUCCCCAACUCGACCACGCUCCCCUUCAACGCCUCGUACGACCACCUCGUCGGCGGCCACCAGAACCUCCCCGCGGUGCCUCUGGGGAGGGCGUCGGCGCUGGAGGCGAUCCGGGCGCUCUCCCGCCCGGGCACGACGGCCCCGGAGCGCGGCGCCUGUUAG
This is a messenger RNA of Panicum virgatum (switchgrass), 519 nucleotides long. RefSeq lists its product as uncharacterized. Lineage: Eukaryota; Viridiplantae; Streptophyta; Magnoliopsida; Poales; Poaceae. Gene Ontology annotation, molecular function: rRNA N-glycosylase activity. The record is from RefSeq and is a predicted model, not a curated record. Bases 1 to 519 code for a protein of 172 amino acids. The transcript has a single exon. Gene Ontology annotation, biological process: negative regulation of translation.